Dothidotthia symphoricarpi CBS 119687 is the source of this 4390-nucleotide messenger RNA. RefSeq lists its product as uncharacterized. Gene Ontology annotation, cellular component: cytosol. Gene Ontology annotation, biological process: glutathione metabolic process. The record is from RefSeq and is a predicted model, not a curated record. The coding region runs from base 229 to 4329 and encodes 1366 amino acids. The transcript is spliced from 3 exons. Gene Ontology annotation, molecular function: 5-oxoprolinase (ATP-hydrolyzing) activity. NCBI's taxonomy places the organism in Eukaryota, Fungi, Ascomycota, Dothideomycetes, Pleosporales, Dothidotthiaceae.
UCCCCGUCGGCGAUAAGGCGUCCGUGGCGGGGCAUUUCAGUGUUGAGGACCCCACUUACACGCCAUUCUCGACAGCUUUGUGAGCUAUGAAAUUACAAAGCAAGGCUAUGUCUGGAGCCUCGUCUUUUGUCAUUCGUGCUCUUUGCUUGCGCGAUAUUCAUGUCUUUCCACCAUUGAACAAUCCAUCACUGUGAAAUUUGGCCACCACCAACAAUCACAACAACCAUCAUGGCAGCCCCAGCGAUUAGCAAACGGGGGAUCCGCAUAGCGAUUGAUCGCGGCGGCACCUUUACAGAUUGCGUGGGCAAUCCCGGCUCCGGCAAGAUGGAAGACGACGUCGUCAUCAAGCUGCUCUCUGUCGACCCAGCAAACUACGCCGAUGCGCCACUCGAAGGCAUUCGUCGCCUGCUCUCGCAUUUCACUGGCACUGAGAUUCCACGCGGCGAGCCUCUCGACACGAGCAAGAUUGAGAGCAUACGCAUGGGCACGACGGUGGCGACCAACGCCCUGCUGGAACGCAAAGGCGAGGACAUUGCCAUGGUUGUGACCAAGGGGUUCAAGGACUGCCUGGCCAUUGGGAAUCAAAGCCGUCCAGACAUCUUCGCGCUGGACAUCAGGAAGCCCGAGGUGUUGUACAAGAGCGUGGUAGAGAUUGACGAGCGCGUCACGCUGGAGGACUACGCCGAGGACCCAGAGAGAAACGUCACCGACGCCCUGUCGAUAGAGGAAGCGGGAGGGGAUGCUGAGCUCGUCAAGGGCUUGUCAGGCGAGACAGUGCGCAUACUGCAGAGACCACAGGAAGACGCGAUAAGACGGCAGUUGCAGGACGUCUACGAUAGCGGGCUGAGGAGUAUUGCCGUAUGUCUGAUGCACGGCUACACAUACCCCAACCACGAGGCUCUCAUCGGCAAAAUCGCUAAAGAAAUCGGCUUCGAGCAUGUCAGUCUCAGUCACGAGCUCAUGCCCAUGAUCAAGCUGGUCCCCCGCACCACCUCAGCCUGCGCCGACGCAUAUCUCACCCCUGCCAUCCGAAAGUACAUCGACGGCUUCUCCGCCGGCUUUGCGGGCGGCCUAGGCACGAAAAGCGUCAAGCGUGAAGAAGGGUCCAAGGGUGCGCGAUGCGAGUUCAUGCAAUCUGAUGGCGGUCUGGUAGACGUGGACAGCUUCUCGGGCCUGAAAGCUAUUUUGUCAGGACCCGCAGGUGGAGUGGUAGGGUAUGCGCUGACGAGCUACGAUCCCGAGACCAAGAUCCCCGUCAUAGGCUUUGACAUGGGCGGCACAAGUACAGACGUUAGCCGUUACGGCGCUGGGCGCUACGAUCACGUCUUCGAAACAACAACAGCAGGUGUCACGAUCCAGUCUCCACAGCUGGAUAUCAACACUGUCGCAGCAGGUGGUGGAUCACGUCUAUUCUGGAAGAACGGCCUCUUCGUUGUAGGCCCCGAGUCUGCAAGCGCCCACCCAGGUCCAGCAUGCUACCGUAAAGGCGGGCCGCUGGCUAUCACAGAUGCCAAUCUCUUCCUCGGGCGCCUACUGCCAGACUUCUUCCCUAAGAUUUUCGGCAAGAACGAAGACGAGCCACUUGAUGCAUCGGCAAGCGAACACCUUUUUAAGGAACUUGCCGCUCAAAUCAACGCCGAAAUCGCAGGAGAUGAUAAAGAGAAGGAGAUGUCCCUCGACGACAUAGCACAUGGCUUCAUCAAAAUCGCCAAUGAGACCAUGACACGGCCUAUACGCAGUCUGACGGAAGCUCGCGGCCACGACACAUCAAAGCACCGACUCGCAACAUUUGGAGGUGCAGGAGGUCAGCAUGCCGUUGCGAUCGCCGAAGCCCUCGGCAUUUCGCAGAUUUUAAUCCACAGAUACUCCUCCGUACUCUCAGCAUACGGCAUGGCCCUCGCCGACGUUGUAGACGAGCGUCAAGAGCCCGAAAGCCGUGCCUGGUCUGAUGAGGCAGAAACUCGGACAUACCUACAGCACAAGAUGUCUGAGCUCAAAGCUAAGUCUUCGGCGCGAUUGAAUGAACAGGGAUUCGAUGGUGAGCAUGUCGAGUUCGAGGAGUAUCUCAAUCUCAGAUACCGUGGCACGGAAUCUGCUCUCAUGAUCAUCAAACCUACGAAGGAGGAGGCGGACAAGUCGUUUGAUGGUGACGAUUGGGCGUUCGGCAAAGCAUUCGUUCAGCAGCACGAGCAGGAGUUUGGGUUCACGCUUCCGGAUCGGGAUAUCAUCGUUGACGACGUUAGGGCUCGAGGGAUUGGCAAGUCGUUUAAGGGGUUGGAAAAAAGCGUUGACCAACAGCUUCGUGACAUCACGACCAAGGAUCUCAAGGGAGAGGAGAAGAGAUUUGACGAGAGAAGUGUAUUCUUUGAGGGCGGGCGGCAGAAAACAUCGGUCUACAAGCUUGAGGACCUUGACGUGGGUGAUCGAGUGAAAGGGCCGGCCAUUAUCGCAGAUGGUACGCAAACCAUUGUUGUCACACCGGGAGCUAGUGCACUUGUCCUCCAGACACAUGUUGUCAUCAACAUUGGCGAGAGUACUGGCGACGAGAAACAGGUCAGCACGAAGGAGGUGGAUCCCAUUUUACUCAGCAUCUUCGCGCACCGCUUCAUGGCGAUUGCGGAGCAGAUGGGUCGUGCACUACAGAAGACGAGCGUGAGUACAAACGUCAAAGAACGACUGGAUUAUUCUUGUGCGCUGUUUGACGCGGAUGGUGGUCUGGUUGCCAAUGCACCCCAUCUGCCCGUCCACCUUGGUAGCAUGUCGACUUGCGUGCGCAAACAAGCCUCCAUUUGGAAGGGCAAGUUGAAGCGCGGCGACGUUCUCGUCUCCAAUCAUCCCAUGUACGGCGGCACGCACCUUCCCGAUAUCACCGUCAUAACCCCCGCAUUCUCCGGCGACAACAUCAUCUUCUAUGUUGCGUCUCGCGCCCACCACGCAGACAUUGGCGGUAUUCUGCCCGGCUCCAUGCCCCCGCACUCUCGUGAACUGUUCCAGGAAGGUGCAGCCAUUAAAUCGGAGAAGUUGGUCUCCGAAGGCCACUUCAAUGAGAAACGCAUCACAGAACUGCUUCUUGAUGAGCCUGGACAGCAUCCUGGGUGCAGUGGAACAAGAUGUCUGAGCGACAACCUCAACGAUCUCAAGGCACAAGUCGCCGCGAACCAGAAGGGUAUCUCCUUGAUUAGCACCUUGAUGUCCGACUACGGCGAGAAGGUAGUGGACUUCUACAUGACGUCCAUCCAGCUCAACGCCGAACAGUCGGUCCGCCAGCUCCUCCGCAAAGUACAUCAGCGGUUCGAAGGUCAAGACCUUUCUGCUGAAGAAUUCAUGGACGACGGGUCGCCCAUCCGUCUGCGAGUCUCAAUCGACCCCGAUAAGGGCGAAGCAGUCUUCGAUUUCGAGGGUACGGGCCGAGAGGUGUACGGGAACCACAACGCGCCCGAGGCCGUCACAUACUCCGCCAUCAUCUACUGUCUGCGCUGUCUAGUAGGCGAGGACAUUCCACUGAACCAAGGAUGUCUAAAGCCCAUCACCGUGAAGAUCCCACCCAAGAGUUUCCUCAGCCCAAGCGACAACGCUGCAGUAGUCGGCGGCAACGUCCUAACCUCGCAGCGCGUCACCGACGUCGUUCUCAAAGCUUUCAACGCCUGCGCCGCCUCUCAAGGUGACACAAACAACCUGACCUUCGGCUUUGGCGGGACGUCCUUCAGCGGCGAGGGUGGUGUCGGCGGCGAACGAAAGGAAACAAAGGGUUUCGGUUACUACGAAACUAUCUCCGGCGGCUCAGGCGCGGGGCCCACAUGGAACGGCACGAGCGGAGUUCACACGCACAUGACCAACACGCGCAUUACCGACAGCGAGGUCUUCGAACGCCGAUACCCCGUUUUGCUACGCGAGUUUUCCCUGCGAGAGGACAGUGCGGGCCAGGGUCAACACAAGGGCGGCGAGGGCGUCAUCAGAGAUAUCGAGUUCCGCCGCGCGGUGCAAGUCUCUAUUCUCAGCGAGCGUCGCGUAUACCAUCCGUAUGGGUUGGAGGGCGGUGGAGACGCCGCGUGUGGACUCAACAUCUGGGCGCGGAAGGUGGAGAAACGCGGGGAUGAGGCGGAUGCAGGGGAUGGUAAGAAAGAGGUGGAGUUCCGCUACAUCAAUCUCGGUGGAAAGAAUACAGCGGCUAUGCAGCCCGGUGAACGCAUUAUCAUCCAUACACCGGGUGGUGGCGGUUGGGGCAAGUCGGGCGAGAGUAGUUCGGUGGAGAGCAAGACGGAUCCAAGAGCGGCGUGGAGGGGCGGGAGUGUGGGUGAGCGCAUGAGGGCUGGGGAGGCUUCUUCUUGAAGUGCUGGUACUGUUGUGGCAGAUAAUCUAAAACGUUAGAUUUAGUCAAUGUACCUUGAUA